AUGACCCGUUGGGCCCUUGUUGCUCCCUUACUGCUCCUGUUCCUCUGCAGUGCUGUUACUCAAGAAACUGAGGAGACUGGUGGAGCGGCAUCACCUCCAUCUCCAGCAUCCAAUGACCUGGAAGAUGAGAACACCGAUUGGGGUCUUAACUCUCUAAGAGGCGGCUUUGAGGCUGCCACUGGCUACUUUGACUCAAUUCUUGAGUUCAUGGGUGGGCGGGAUGGACUUUGCCAGUACCGCUGUCGAUAUGGUAAUGCUCCAAUUCCGCGACCUGGGUACGAGAUGCCUGAGCCUGAUGGGUGCAGCUCGUACUUUUUUGGUAUUCCUGUUCCAGAAGGGAUGGAUAUGGGGAUUCCUGCCAUGACCAAAUGUUGCAAUCAACUGGAUAUGUGUUAUGAUACCUGUGGCUCAAAUAAGUAUCGCUGUGACUCCAAGUUCCGCUGGUGCCUCCACAGCAUCUGCUCAGACCUUAAAAAGAGCCUUGGUUUCGUGUCGAAAGUCGAAGCAUGUGAGACGGUGGCAGACACUUUGUUCAACACAGUGUGGACUCUGGGCUGCCGACCCUAUAUGAACAGCCAGAGAGCCGCUUGCUUCUGCCAAGGAGAAGAGAAAGAUGAACUCUAA
Messenger RNA from Nerophis lumbriciformis (worm pipefish), 624 nucleotides. Lineage: Eukaryota; Metazoa; Chordata; Actinopteri; Syngnathiformes; Syngnathidae. The record is from RefSeq and is a predicted model, not a curated record.